This is a messenger RNA of Pieris brassicae (large cabbage white), 2802 nucleotides long. It is a transcript of the gene AkhR, whose product is annotated as adipokinetic hormone/corazonin-related peptide receptor variant I. Gene Ontology annotation, biological process: G protein-coupled receptor signaling pathway. Lineage: Eukaryota; Metazoa; Arthropoda; Insecta; Lepidoptera; Pieridae. Gene Ontology annotation, cellular component: membrane. The transcript has 8 exons. The record is from RefSeq and is a predicted model, not a curated record. The coding region runs from base 226 to 1410 and encodes 394 amino acids. Gene Ontology annotation, molecular function: peptide binding; adipokinetic hormone receptor activity; G protein-coupled receptor activity.
CUUGCUACCAGUAGCAAUCCAGUGCUGAGCCCACGCGCGUGUCACACAAACGCCUCUUACGAAGUGAGUGACAAUUCCGAACAUUCUAACAUUUUGAAGAGCUAAGUGCAGUGAAACUCAAGUGAAGUAUUGUUAUCCGGAUGUUGAAACUUUUUGGUACAUCCACAUGCAUCCGAUAUCAAAAAUGAUUUGCACUUACAACCUCAGACCGUGUCAAAGAUAAUCAUGGAUAUAGACGAGAAGGUAUCAGGUCCUGGUGGUGCGUCUCAGAAGAACUGGACGCACCUCAACACCAGCGAUGAGUUGCCCUUAGACAUGCGUUUCAACCAUGGCCAUAUGGUCUCAAUUACGGUGUACAGUGUGCUGAUGAUGGUAUCAGCCACUGGCAACUUGACAGUGUUAUCGCAGCUUGUUAAGAGAAGAAGAGCUGGUAGAGCUAGCAGGCUGGAUGUCCUGCUGAUGCAUUUGGCUGUUGCCGACCUUAUGGUAACAUUCCUCAUGAUGCCACUGGAGAUUGCGUGGGCUGGCACCGUGCAGUGGCUUGCUGGAGACAUCAUGUGUCGCUUCAUGAUGUUUACGAGGACAUUUGGGCUGUACCUCUCCAGUUUCGUACUUAUAUGUAUCGCUAUUGAUAGAUACUAUGCCAUUCUAAAGCCUCUGAAUGUAACAUGGGAAGCUCGGGUGCGACGAGCCCUACUCAUCGCCUGGGUAUGCGCAGGAUUAGCCAGCCUGCCACAAAGUUUUAUAUUUCAUUUAGAGGAACACCCUGAUGUCAAAGGGUAUUACCAAUGUGUGACAUAUGGAUCUCUUCCAACAGAACGCCAUGAGUUUGCCUACUUUCUUCUUAACAUGGCACUAAUGUAUGUUGCUCCUCUUGUUUUUACUCUGUACUGUUCUUCGGCCGCUUUAUUGGAGAUCAUUCGCAGGGCUAACACUGCUAAUGAUAAAAUGCGACGCAGCGGUGUUGGCAUUCUUGGAAGAGCCAGAGCGCGCACUCUCAAGAUGUCGGUUACAAUCGUACUUGUGUUCUUCACUUGUUGGUCGCCUUACUACUGCUAUUGCUUGUGGUAUUGGAUAGAUAAGGACAUAGUAAACCACCUGGAUCCAGCAUUCCAGAAAGCCAUGUGGUUAUUUUCCUGUACAAAUUCGUGCGCGAACCCUAUUGUCUAUGGUGUGUUUAACAGAAACCGAUGGAGUUGGCGAAGUGGCCCUCAUGCCCGUAAUCGAGGUGGUUGCAUGAGACGAGGUUCUAGAUUCCCUCACGGUGACUCUAUGGAAAUAUCUGCAGCUACUCUCGCCAGAGCUCGAUGCUCACUGCAUAGCCGGCGAGACUCCGCGCGGAGUUUUGUGAUACCAAACGGCCCUCAGAAACAUAUAAAUAAUAAUAACCAGAUAAAUGGCAUUGUUUAAAGUUUAAACUAUAUACAGAGUGUAAAUAUACCAUUGAAAACUUAUAUAAUUAAAAAAAAUGGUUAUCUAUAAAGUCGGUUUACGGACGAUAGUUUAACGUUACAACGUCAUAACAAAUUGUUGAUGAUAUGAUUGCAUUAUGACUAAAAUUGAAUCAUUUUUAUUGAAUUAUCACUAUUCUGUAUGGAUACAAAGGAGUGAAUCGGGACGCAGUCGCAGACGGACAAAGGACUCAUAGGCCAAUCGUAUGGGAGGAGAUAGAUACGGCGCAAGCGUACAAUCCGCGUAAUGGGACAAUGAGUCAGGCUUUUUCAUGCAGUCGUUGUUCAUGGAUUUAUUAGAAGUUGUCACGUCAAAAGAUUGAAUAGAAAGUAAAACAAAAUCAUCUUAAAAUGUAUUUUAACAAAAAUAAACUCAUGUCCUCUUGUGAACGCAGAACGCAUUCGUUUGGCUUUCGCUAAGUUUUGCUUUUCGAAAACAGUUUAAGUACACUCUGUAUCGUUCUCGGCAAUUCUCUAAUUCCAAAACUUGUCAACUUAUUUGCCGGGAAUUUAACAUCACGAAGCAACCAAUUAACUUGUACUAAGUAGCAUGCUUUUGUCAGUAAUACAAAAUAUAAGUUAUUGUAAAUAGAUAGUCUUUACACACUUCAAACAUGAAUGUAAAUAAACAAUAUGAUUGGAGAGCUUUAAAGUACAUGUUGUGGAACAAGUCUCUGAUAAAUAUAUUAUAAGUUUCGUGUAUAUAUGUUAUACCAAUGUGCCUUUUUAGUAAUUUAAAAGGCCUAUGUAUAUAAACGAAUGUUAAGAAUAAUGUCAGAAAAUAGGAUAUUAAUGUUACUUUUUUGAUUUUCUUGACUAAAUCAGAUCAAGUUCAAGCUUCCAAUACACUAUAACUUCUACUUUUUAGAUAUUUAACAAAGAGUUCCAAUAUCGCAAGACAGAAGUUAUUUAGUAAAUAAAACAUACUAUAUACAAAUAACAAUCAAUGUUAACAAUCACCAUAGAUACAAGAAGCUAAAUAUUUUUCAUUAUUUUGGCUAUGCUUUUAACUUUUGUAGCUGUAUCAAAAAUUAUAUUUUUUAAUCAGCCGUUAAAGACAACUUAUUUAAUGGCUAAUUAUGGCUGACAUGUUGAGUCUAUAAUUUUAUGAAUACAUUUUAUCUACUCUAAUAACAAUAAUAAGACCAAUAAUACUCAAUACAUUCCUAUAAAAUGAGAUACAUUUUUAUGUAACAGACUGAGAAACUUCCAAGAAAGUGAAAAGUAGUAAUUAAGUAUAACUGUUAGUUAAGUUUAUUUAAGUUUAGUAACUAUGUUUUAAACGGCUGUGAGGCUAUAAAGGUUAUAAAUCGUAAAAAUAUUUUACAGUUUAGUUUAAAUAAAACUAAUU